GUUAGCGAUCGCGUAACGAACACGUUAGUCAUUUUUACGAUUGUUUUUGUUGCAUAACCAGAAAGCAUCGUUAUGUAAUCGCUAAGCAAUCGUUAGUUAAAAUUCAUAACGAAAUCGUUGUGUAAUCGAUAAGGGUAUACACAGCAUUUCGCGCCAUCUGUCAUAGACACAUAGAGUACAUUGCACCACAAAUAAUAAUGGAAGAAAAAGGUAAAAGGCGACCACGCUUUGAAAAAGAUGAACUUGAAAUACUUUGUCAUGAGGUAGGUCUGAGAAAAAUUACAUUAUUUGGUAAAUUUAGUGAUACUCUAUCUCUUGAGAAAAAGAAAAAGUCGUGGGGCGAAGUGACAAACAAGAUCAAUGCUGUCUCUCAGGUUACUCGUACGGUUGACGAAAUACGGCGAAAAUGGAAUGAUUGGUCAAGCACUGUCAAGGUCAAAGCAUCUAAAAAGAAAAAAAGCCAAACCAAAACUGGUGGCGGUGUUGACACUUUGCCUGAUUUAAGUCUGUUGGAAGAGAAGGUAUUAGUUAUUCUGGGAAAAGUUGUAGUUUCUGGUUUACCUGAAGGGAUGGACACGCUGGGCAGUCCAAGUUCAGUGAGCCCGAGUCAGAAUUUUUCUGACAUAUACAAUGAAGAACCAAAAGAAAAUCCAAACUCGGACGACAGUGAAACAGCUUUUGCUGUCAGCACAUUAGAGACUUAUGAUACGCCAGGGAAUUCUGAUAGUGGUGAUACGGUUAUAAUCGACCAAGAACCUGAAGUGCAAUCUCUUAAGAGGUGCUUAGAAAAAACACCUUCACUUGACAAAAAGCGAAAGAAGACGGGAAGUCAACUAGUUUCAGACGACAUUUUAUCCAUUGAAAAGGAAAGACUUCGCAUUGAGGGAGAAAGGUUAAACAUUGAAAAGUCACGUCUUGAUAUAGAAAAGUCGAGAGCUGAGAAAGAAGAAAAAGUUAUUGAACUUUUGACUAGAUUAGUUAGCCAGAGGGACGGUUCUCUAAACAACCAUUUUGCUGACCAAUUCACUGAAGCACAGACAUAUACGUCUUUGUAAAGGUAAGAACCGAGCUGCCGCCAGAAGUUUUAGGAAUGAUUUUUGUCAUGAUUCCAGUUGACGAAAUUUUAAGUACCAUUCCAGCGGUGUGUAAAAAAUGGCAGAAAAUUACAAAUGCAACUUGGUUUUGGGCACUUUUUAGAAAUGUCACACUUGUAAAGCCUUUGUCAGUUCCUGAUUUCUCCACCGUAAUACCGCAUAUGAGGAAGUUGGUGAUUUUGCGGUUGGAUGUUGAUCUAAUCAACAUUAAUAGAUGUACUUUUGCCAAU
This is a messenger RNA of Ruditapes philippinarum (Manila clam), 1324 nucleotides long. Its product is annotated as myb/SANT-like DNA-binding domain-containing protein 4. The coding region runs from base 198 to 1055 and encodes 285 amino acids. Gene Ontology annotation, cellular component: nucleus. The transcript is spliced from 2 exons. The record is from RefSeq and is a predicted model, not a curated record. NCBI's taxonomy places the organism in Eukaryota, Metazoa, Mollusca, Bivalvia, Venerida, Veneridae.